AUGCCAGACCCACCGGUCAAGCAAGCAUGUGAUGCAUGUCGCCGACGUAAGGUCAAAUGCAUUUUCCCAAAACCUUGUGAGCAGUGCCGAGUUGCCGGCCUGGUCUGUCGGACGACUUCGCAGCGACAGAAAAAGGGGCGACAGGGACAAACAGCCAACAUUCUCAAUGAACUUAGAGCAAACCAAAUUGAGCAGGCGCUGGUACGGGAUGCAAAUAUGUCCCCGCCAUCAGCAGCUCUCACGCUUGGAGACAAUAUACCCACGCCCCAGUCACUGCGAGCCUUGGGAAGAUGUCAGUUCUCCAAAACCCCGGGUCUUUUGAGCCGGGAGCUUGUCGAUUCCUGCUCAGGAUAUUUCUUCUUGCGAAUGAGAGGAACAGUGCCUGUUUUGCAACCUGGCAGUUUUCAGAAACAGGUGGACCUUGCCGAUACAAGCCUCCAUGCGUAUUGUUUAGUCACUGCCUUCUGCGCUUUUGUGGUCACUCAAACCGGAUUUGCCGUGGAGCAUUCAUCGUUAGAACUCUCUCAGGGCUUUUGUACUGAAGAGUUCCGAAAUUCCCUGAUUGAGGAAGCCACUGAAGCUCGAAAGCAUAUCGAUCCAUUCACAGAUCCUGUACGGCAAAGCAUUAUCAUCGCUUUCCUCCUGUAUGGAUGUCAUAUUGGGCUCGGAAACCAACGGCAUGCGUAUUAUUUUCUUCGCGAAUCCACGACGCUUUAUACAGCCAGCGCGCUGGAAAGUCAAGCAUCAUCGGCCCAGACGGAUGACGAUGACCCUUCCUUGGCAGGAAAGUUGUUUUGGCUCUUAGUGGUGUCAGAGAGAGCUCAUGCGAUCCGCCGGCAUAGACCAAUUACGCUGCAGGUCACUCCGGAAAGCCCCCAAUUAGAGGAUGGUCCACUUCCAACUCAACAGGAAGAUGACCCACUUGUAAAUGCGUCAGCCAUUGGCUUUCGGUGUCUAGUAAAUCUCUACCGCCCAUUCGAUGAAGGUUUUCUGGGCCAGUGGAAUGGAACGAAUGCCACGUGCACGGUUGAGUCGCUAGUUCGUCUUGAGGAGCUCAUCCAAAGUGCAGUUCCGGCGGACCUUGAUCUGCCUGAUAUACUUAUGGCGGACUUGCAUCUUUGCUUCGCAACAUGGAAAUUAUCCAGGCAGAGUAUGGAAACCCAUGGAAUUGGUCUUAUCGAAAAAAUAUUUGAGGUUGCGUGCACUUUGAUUGAUGUUAUGGCGUGCCUCUCAGCGGCUGGGCUCCGUUCUUCAGGCUUCAAGCUUGGCCCACAGGAUUAUCUCAAGCAUUUCUUUACUCUCAUUCACGAUCUUCCCGGAGGACGUCGAAGGUUUCUUCCACUGCUACUUACCAAGAUAGGGCAAACUCUGCCAUCCAUGGUAGACCCUAUUACCGUUCAUCUCAAACUCCAACCCAGCACUCUUGUUCCGAGGUCUACCAGUGAGGAAUCAUCAAUAUCCGCCACUGCCGGAAAUGAAAGCUCGAAUGAACAGCCCUCCGCUCAAUUGAUUUCCGAAUCUGAGGACUGGAUGAAUGGUAACUUCAACUAUGCGGAAAUGAGCCGCAUCGGUGAGAAAACACCUGAGAUUGACGAGGCAUUUCUCCAAUACUCCAGUUAUUUUCCCUAA
This is a messenger RNA of Penicillium mononematosum, 1629 nucleotides long. Its product is annotated as Zn(II)2Cys6 transcription factor. The transcript has 4 exons. Gene Ontology annotation, biological process: regulation of DNA-templated transcription. The coding region runs from base 1 to 1629 and encodes 542 amino acids. The record is from RefSeq and is a predicted model, not a curated record. NCBI's taxonomy places the organism in Eukaryota, Fungi, Ascomycota, Eurotiomycetes, Eurotiales, Aspergillaceae. Gene Ontology annotation, molecular function: DNA-binding transcription factor activity, RNA polymerase II-specific; zinc ion binding.